AUGUUCCGCACCGCUCCUCGUCUGGCUGGGUUCGUGUUCCGUGAGAACCGUGUCCCUUACUACCAGCGCCUUUUCCAGCAGCACGACGGCAAGCGCCAGUGGUGGAAGACUGAGCGCAGUGGUUACCUCAUGUGGCCCUACCUCAUCUCCGUCUACGGCAUGGGCAUCGCUACCACCUACGCUAUGGGUCGUAUGGUCUUUGGCCACAAGACCUGGUUCGGCAAGGCGUAA
Messenger RNA from Aspergillus vadensis CBS 113365, 231 nucleotides. RefSeq names its product cytochrome c oxidase subunit 7. NCBI's taxonomy places the organism in Eukaryota, Fungi, Ascomycota, Eurotiomycetes, Eurotiales, Aspergillaceae. The transcript has 5 exons. The record is from RefSeq and is a predicted model, not a curated record. Bases 1 to 231 code for a protein of 76 amino acids.